UUGAAAAACAUUACUUUCUUGCUUUUUACUUCACUGGCAUCGAUGACUUUACUUACUUAUAUUUCCCACGAAUAACACAAAUCCCAGAAGUUAUCAAAUCCCGAGGUGAGCGCCAUGUCCACAUCGAAAACAGGCCAGUGUCGAGCACCGGGUAUACUCCAAUUGGAAGAGCAGGAGGAGAGCGAUCUGCUGACCAGCGGCAGAGAUCCCAGCGACGCAGAGGAGGAGACCGACCUGGAUGCCGCCUACGAUGAACUGGAGGAGAUGAAGCAGCGCCUGAUCGCACUGCGUAACAAGGUGGUAAUCACAAAUCCAGAUGUUUGCCAGGAGCUGAAAGUUCGGGAGGGCGGAGCACUGCAGCAGUUGCGUGACCAGAAGUGCCAGCUUAUUUGCCGACUUCAGGAGGUAACCCAGCACCUGGAGGACUCGCAAAAGGAGCUCAAAGAACUUGAGACUUGGUGCUGCCAGCUCCAGUACCGCAUCCAACAGGCAAAUCGGCAGCUUGACCAGUUCGAGGACUUCAAGCUUAGGGUCAUCCACCAAUUCGGGCUGUGCAUCGAGCGUUGGGAGCACCAGAAGACCCACAAAAUAGACUGCGCCACCUACCGCAAGGAAAUGGAGGCCCACGUGCAUCACGCGGACAACUCCCGGAAGAGCGUGGUGCCCCUCAAGUGCCACAAGUCCUUCCGACGCCGCAUCCGCAUCGAGCUCCUGCUGCUCCGCGUUUUCCUGCACAAUCUCUUCGAGACGAUGGUCAGCGACUUUAAGUUCUUCGGCCGCCACAUGAGCAUUAACUUCUCUAUUGAACCCGUCCAUAUUACGUCCACCAAAGUUCCGGAAACGCCAAUCGACCAGGAGAGCCACGAAUAAAAGUUCCAGCAAUUAAU
Messenger RNA from Drosophila erecta, 887 nucleotides. RefSeq lists its product as uncharacterized. The record is from RefSeq and is a predicted model, not a curated record. The coding region runs from base 115 to 870 and encodes 251 amino acids. The transcript is spliced from 2 exons. Lineage: Eukaryota; Metazoa; Arthropoda; Insecta; Diptera; Drosophilidae.